Messenger RNA from Parus major (Great Tit), 2188 nucleotides. It is a transcript of the gene SUCNR1, whose product is annotated as succinate receptor 1. The transcript has 2 exons. The record is from RefSeq and is a predicted model, not a curated record. Bases 89 to 1321 code for a protein of 410 amino acids. Gene Ontology annotation, molecular function: G protein-coupled receptor activity. Gene Ontology annotation, cellular component: plasma membrane. Gene Ontology annotation, biological process: G protein-coupled receptor signaling pathway. Lineage: Eukaryota; Metazoa; Chordata; Aves; Passeriformes; Paridae.
AGGGGGUGGAAUAAGUGUCUGUGGGGUUUGGUCAUUCUGCAUUAGCAGCAUUAAUUGUAUUUUAUCUUUGCCAGUAAGUGAUGUAGCAAUGCUGGGCAAAGCAGCGAGGUUGGAGUGUGAUGUGCUGCUGCCUGAAAACAAAGAUUCCUCUUCCCACCUCCCGCAGGCCCUGCCUGUCUCAGGGCACGGGGUGGGAGCAGUGGGUGCCUUCUCCCUCCCAGCUGCUUUCCCAGUGGCUUCCUGUGAAGGGGAAGUGUUGUUUGCAUCUCGACAGCUCAGCAAACAGAUCCCGCCUUCGCCUGGCCCCGUUCAUGACCGAGCCCGGAUCCCGCAGCUCUGCCGGGACUGCAGCACCACGGCCCUGGCCAUGGCCAUGAAUGAGACCAGUGAGUGUUUCCUGACAAACAGAGUACUAGAAAAAUAUUAUCUCUCCACCAUGUACACCCUUGAGUUCAUUUUAGGUGCCAUUGGAAACACCAUUGUGGUGUUUGGCUACAUUUUCUGCCUGAAAAAAUGGAAAAGCGGCAACAUCUACCUGUUCAAUUUAUCCAUAUCAGAUUUGUUAUUUCUCUGCACUCUGCCAAUACUGGUGAACAGCUACUCCCAACAUCAGUGGGCAAAGGAGGGCAUGCUGUGCCACAGCAACAGGUUCCUGCUGCACGCCAACCUGUACAGCAGCAUCCUCUUCCUCACCGCUAUCAGCGCUGACCGCUACAUGCUCAUCAAGCACCCCUUCAGGGACCACAUCCUGCAGAAGAGGAGAACAGCUCUUACGGUGUCCAUUGCCAUAUGGAUUGGGGUGAUCCUGGAGUUGCUGCCACUGGUGCAUUUCCUGGAGCCUCCAACUCCCACCAGCAGCUACAAAUGUCUUGAUUACGCGAGCUCUGGAGACCCCGUGAGAAACCUCAUCUACAGCAUGUUCCUGACUGUCUUCGGUUUCCUCAUUCCUCUCCUGACCAUGUGCUGCUUCUACGUGAAGAUGGUUCAUUUUCUUAAGAACAGGAGAGAGCAAAUCAGCUCUGCCCUGCCCCUGGAGAAGCCCCUUACCCUGGUGAUCCUCACCAUGGUUAUCUUCUCCCUGCUCUUCACUCCCUACCACGUCAUGCGCAACGUCCGGCUCGCGUCCCGAAUUCCGGCCUUGAACGUCUCUGAGUGCACGCAGGGAAUCAUCAGCACCAUCUACAUCAUCACCAGACCCUUUGCCUUUCUGAAUAGUGCCAUUAAUCCUGUUUUUUAUUUCCUAAUGGGUGACCAGUUCAGGGAGAUGCUGAUGGCCAAAACAAGACAGCUCUUGGGCAGGCUGACAGCCACUGGGAAGUGAAGGAGUAAGGAGACCUGGCAGUGGGAGAGGUCUGGGAGGAAACUCUCUUAGGGAGAGCAUUCAGCAAUGUGAUUUAUUCUAGAUAACUUUAUUUAUGCAAUAGAAUAGGUGUGAGCUGAUGGUGUUCCUCUGAAUGCAGCUGUUACCUUAUUGUAAGGGAGAUUUCUGCUGAGCUGCCUCCAGCAAAAGGAGGGAUGCUCUGCUGGAGCAGGACAGCAGGACGUGCUCUCUGACUGGGACACCCCACAGCCAGGUAACCCUGCCAUCAGAGGAGCAUCAAGUCAGCUCUUGGAGGGAGAACACAGUGCUCUCAGACAGCUCUGUGAGCCAUAAUGUGGGCUUGGGCUGGGACACAACACGCCUUCCUGCAUCACCAGGCACGCUGCCACGGCCACUCACACAUGGGGGAUGGAGUUACCAUCUCCAGCUGUCCAUAAGUGCCCGUGGCACCCACAGCCUGAAGCAGAACUUAGUUCAAACUUCAUUAGCAAGUUCUACUAAUGAACCAGGAGCUAAUGAGGAGCCAGUCCCUGCCUGAUCCCUGCAGGAUCGAUCAGCAGCACAAGUUACUCUCCAAUGGACUGAGCUGACUUCAAACAGACGGGAAAGAUCGAUGGGGCAAUGAGCUCCUGUGAGCUUGGGCUGGCCAGGGCUGCUGGGAGGGAAGGUGGGCAGGGUGUGGGCAGCCCCCUCCCCUGCCUGUGCUGCUGCAGGCACGAGGGGCCCCAGCCCUGCCAGGGACUCUGCUCCCUAGCACAGGGAUCACCCAGCUCAUCCUCAUUCUGCUCUCUGAUGUGUCAGUCACCUGCAGCGUGCUUCACCGUGCUGGAGGCACCAGCUCCCAGAUAAUAAACCGCUUAAAAAACU